Populus nigra (black poplar) is the source of this 1404-nucleotide messenger RNA. RefSeq names its product trihelix transcription factor GT-1-like. Bases 46 to 1200 code for a protein of 384 amino acids. The record is from RefSeq and is a predicted model, not a curated record. The transcript is spliced from 5 exons. NCBI's taxonomy places the organism in Eukaryota, Viridiplantae, Streptophyta, Magnoliopsida, Malpighiales, Salicaceae.
GACCACAAAACUUACCAGCUAAACAAACAUACCCAAAUUACCUACAUGUACUCAUCAGAUAAGCCUCGUCCUCUCGAUUUCUACAAAGAAGAAGUGACACCCUCUUCAAGAGACAACAUGAUUAUCGAAGUUGUCUCUUCCAAUGGUGAUUUGCCAUCUCACCAUCUUCCCACCACCACCAAUACUAACCCACACCAGAUGAUUCUCGGCGACAGUAGCGGCGACGAUAACCACGAAGUCAAAGCACCCAAGAAGCGAGCAGAGACGUGGGUUCAAGACGAAACGCGGAGUUUGAUUGGGCUUCGCAGAGAAAUGGAUGGUCUCUUCAAUACUUCCAAGUCAAACAAGCAUCUGUGGGAGCAAAUUUCGGCUAAAAUGAGGGAGAAAGGGUUCGAUCGAUCGCCGACUAUGUGCACCGACAAGUGGAGGAACUUGUUGAAAGAGUUCAAGAAGGCUAAGCAUCAAGAUAGGGGAAGUGGGUCUGCUAAAAUGUCGUAUUAUAAGGAGAUUGAUGAGAUUUUGAGAGAAAGGAAUAAGAAUCCUCAGUAUAAGAGUCCCAUUCCUUCUAAAGUUGAAUCUUACAUGCAAUUUGCUGAUAAAGGCUUUGAAGAUACAAGCAUAUCAUUUGGACCCGUGGAAGCCAGUCCCAGGCCAACACUCAAUCUGGAAAGACGUCUGGAUCAUGAUGGGCAUCCUCUUGCCAUCACUGCAGCUGAUGCAGUUGCAGCAAGUGGAGUUCCUCCUUGGAAUUGGAGGGAGACCCCUGGGAAUGGUGCUGAGAAUCAAUCAUAUGGUGGGAGGGUGAUAUCAGUCAAGUAUGGGGACUACACAAGAAGGAUUGGCGUUGAUGGCACUGCAGAUGCCAUCAAGGAGGCAAUCAAGUCUGCUUUCAGAUUAAGAAGUAAGCGAGCAUUCUGGUUGGAGGAUGAAGACCAGAUAAUUCGUAGUCUUGACAGGGACAUGCCUCCAGGGAAUUACACUCUUCACCUCGAUGAAGGACUAGCAAUCAAAGUUUGCCUGUAUGACGAGUCAGAACACAUGCCAGUGCAUACUGAAGAGAAAAUUUUCUAUACCGAAGAUGACUACCGUGAAUUUCUAUCUCGCCGGGGCUGGACAUGUCUAAGGGAGUUCGAUGGUUAUAGAAGCAUUGAUAGCAUGGAUGAUCUUCGGCAUGAUGCUAUAUACCGUGGUGUGAGUUGAAGCAUAUGCUACAACUCGUAUCUGCUAUUUAUCCAUUUUAAUUGCUUACAUCACCUCUAUAAAGUCACUGUUAUCAUGCUACUUCAUUUUAUCACAAUGCCACAGCGGUGUAAUUGUAUCACACAAUUGUACAGCAUGCUGUAAUUUUGUUUAAUGGUAGGACUAGAUCAAGUUUUUCCUUAAUGAUAAUGCAGUGUUUGUAAA